Molecule: messenger RNA, 2025 nt
Organism: Mangifera indica (mango)
Lineage: Eukaryota; Viridiplantae; Streptophyta; Magnoliopsida; Sapindales; Anacardiaceae
Product: chaperonin 60 subunit alpha 2, chloroplastic
Exons: 9
Coding region: 100-1869 (589 amino acids)
Biological process (GO): protein refolding
Molecular function (GO): ATP binding; ATP-dependent protein folding chaperone
Source: RefSeq, a predicted model, not a curated record
UAAGAAAGCUCCAAUUUUUAUUAAUUAAAGGCCGUUGUUUUCUCUGCCCUGCUAAAACCCCACAAAAACCUCUUCAGAAAUUACAUUGCCCAAACCCAAAUGGCUCUCUCCUUGUACUCGCCAGCAGUCUCUCCGUCAAUAGCUUUCUUCGGGAGGAAUUUUGAGGGGAGACAGAGGGUCAGUGGUGAAUUGUUAUGGAGGAACCAAUCUCAGAAGAUUACGAGGACAAUGAUGGUGGUGAGAGCUGGGGCAAAGAAGAUAUCAUAUGGGAAAGAAUGUAGGGAGGCUUUACAAGCUGGGAUUGAUAAGCUUGCCGAUGCUGUUUCACUCACUUUAGGUCCUAAAGGAAGAAAUGUUAUACUCUCUGAGUCUGGGGCGCUGAAAAUAAUUAAUGAUGGUGUUACAAUUGCCCGAGCCAUAGAGCUUUCAGACACAAUUGAGAAUGUGGGAGCAAUGCUAAUGCAAGAGGUUGCAAGUAAAAUGAAUGAUUUGGCUGGUGAUGGUACCACAACUGCAGUAAUAGUGGCUCGAGAAAUGAUCAAAUCUGGGUUGUUGGCAGUUUCUUUCGGAGCUAACCCCAUUUCUAUAAAGAAGGGAAUGGAUAAGACCGUUAAAGAAUUGGUCAAGAUUUUAAAGAAUAAAAGUUUUCCCAUAAAGGGACAGGAUGACAUAAAAGCUGUUGCUUCAAUCUCUGCUGGAAAUAAUGAGUUUGUUGGUAACUUGAUUGCUGAAGCUAUAGAGAAGAUUGGCCCAGAUGGAGUAAUUUCUAUAGAAUCAUCCUCGUCAUUUGAGACCUCAGUGACGGUUGAAGAAGGAAUGAAGAUUGAUAAGGGUUAUAUGUCACCCCAUUUCAUCACAAACCAGGAUAAAUCUCUUGUGGAGUUUGACAAUGCUAAAGUCCUGAUAACUGAUCAAAAAAUUUCAACCGUUAAAGAAAUAGUUCCUUUACUAGAAAAGACAACCCAAUUGAGUGUCCCACUGCUAGUCAUUGCUGAAGAUAUCUCAAGGCAAGUUCUGGAAACACUGGUGGUGAACAAAAUGCGAGGUUUACUUAAUGUUGCUGUUGUCAAAUGUCCAGGAUUUGGAGAGGGAAAAAAAGCUCUGUUGCAAGAUAUUGCCCUUAUGACAGGUGCUGAUUUCCUUUCUGGAGAUUUGGGUCUGGCCCUCGAAGGUGCAACCUCUGAUCAGCUUGGCAUUGCAAGAAAAGUAACUAUAACAAGUAAUUCAACAACCAUAGUAGCUGACCCUUCUACAAGAGCUGAAAUUCAGGCAAGAAUCUUGCAGAUAAAGAAGGACCUAGCUGAAACAGAUAGUUCAUAUUUGUCAAGAAAGCUCUCAGAAAGAAUCGCUAAGCUCUCUGGAGGUGUGGCUGUAAUUAAGGUAGGAGCACACACUGAGGUGGAACUUGAAGAUCAAAAACUCAGAAUAGAGGAUGCAAAGAAUGCGACAUUUGCUGCCAUGGAUGAAGGAAUAGUGCCUGGUGGUGGUGCUACUUAUGUACAUCUAUUGGAGCAGAUUCCUACAAUAAAAACUUCUAUGAAAGAUCCAGAUGAACAAAUUGGUGCUGAUAUUGUAGCAAAGGCACUCAUUGUACCUGCAUUGUCAAUUGCAACUAAUGCAGGAGUUGAUGGAACAAUUGUUGUGGAGAAGACUCGUAGUUGUGAUUGGCGAGUUGGAUACAAUGCAAUGACAGGAAGAUAUGAAGAUCUUCUGAAUGCUGGAGUAGUAGAUCCUUGUCGGGUUUCAAGAUGUGCACUUGAGAAUGCUGUUUCCAUUGCUUCAGUGGUCCUUACAACUCAAGCUGUGUUGGUAGAGAAAACAAAGAAGCCAAAGCCGCCUGUACCUCAUGUUCCAGGUAUAAGUCCUUGAGGACACAAAGGCAGUUGGAUGGAGGAAUUGAAAAUUCAUAUAUUUUUUUGGGUUAAUGUAAUGUAGUUGACACAAGUGAUUGUGGGGGUUUUUGUUUAUUGAAACUCAUGAAUAAUAAGUUAUCUAUAAUUCUUAUUUCCAAGAGAAAUUCUAGAA